CAAACUCAAAAAUAUAACUAACUCUUUAAAACUUUUAAGAUAAAUGAACAUUAAACACUAACAAGUGUUUAUUUUUACUGAAAAAUGUAUAAUAUAAAACACUUAUUUAAGAAAAUAACUCUCAAAAUGCAGUGUACGCAAAGCAUGCUGGGAAAUAUAAGUCCUCUGCCCUAUUAUAACUAUUUUAUGUUAACAAAACACAACUCCUUUAUGUUGUCCCAACAUGAAUGGAUUCAGUUAUAUGACUAAACAUAAAACAAUCAUGUUGUAACCAUAUUUUCCAAAAGUUGUGUUGAUUUAACUUAAGCAAGUCAAGUAAAUUGAACAGGCAGCAAAAAUAUUUUUUUGAGUGUAGAUCAUCUGACUAAAUAGUAAUACAUUUAUUUUAUGAAUUACAUCUAAUGCGUCUAAUUCAUUAUAAUGAUAUAAAAUCAUGUCAUAAAACAUUUAUAAAACUUUAUUACUUUAUAUCAUCCAUAAAUGUGAUCUCUCAUUCACGUCGGAUCGAUAAUUAGUAAUUAAUGGCGGAGUCGAGGACAACAGUUCCCAUUAUUCCAGGCUCCUUCAAAGCACCAUAAAGCUACGUCGUUGUUUUGAACAUAUGCUUUUAAUGCGCGCUCUCUAGCGUCGGAUUUUACAAACUGCACCUUUAAGAGAGCUAGAAUCCUGAUUUUGCUAAAGUGUCACGCUAAAUACUUUAUACAGAAAAAAUGGCCCACAGGUGCGCUUUUAUUUCAUUUUUUUUAUCUCCUGCACUUCCUGGUUGUAUUCUAAUAAAGAGGCUAAGAAAUAAUUAUAAAUGAACAUUAAACCAUUGAUGAAAUUUAAUGGUAGCCAAAGAUUUUUGCACAGCACUGUAUAUAUUACAUACAUUAUAAAAAUUAUAAUGUUUAAAAAAUAUAUUAUUAUAGGUUUAACUAUGUAUUAGACUAUAUGAAUACAUUUGAAUAAUUUAUAUUAGUGAACGCAUUCAGCCAUUUAUGUUCUUUGCCCAUGAUUUAGUUAUUCCAAGCAAUAUUACCUUUUAUAGUUUUGAUAGAUAUUUUAAGUUAAUGCACCAAUACGAUGGACGACAAGUAUCCAAGUAGAAGAGCAGCAAUCGGCACUCUUUCCUGAGUGGAUUCGGUGAUCGACUGGUAUGGCUGCUUAACAAUAGCGGGCAUGAGAUAUUAUCUUAACUAUAUGAGCCUCGUUCGGAUUAGUAGGAUUGUGCGAACUAAUCUUUAUGAAACCCAUUUAAACGCAACUGAUUAGCUCGGUUCAAGUCAGGUUCGGGAUUUUAAUCGCAUGGUUACCUGUGGAUGUGUUUACUACUGAUGGAAAAAUGAAUCAUCAUGAAGCACUGAGACUGUUUAGAGAAAAGAUUCAAUGCUUCGAGAGUGUCGAUCACAGCGCCAUCUGUCGGUUAAUUAACCAUAUUGCAGUCGCUUCUGGAAAAACCCCCAUCGAACGAAGCAACCAGCAGACGAAUUCGGAUUAAUUUUAAUGUUAUAUGUGCAAAUAAAGCUACAUGUGUGUGAAUGGUCAAUAUAACAAAUUAAUUUAAUUUUAAGAGCGGCAUUAAAUCCCAGUAUGAGUUAAUAUUCAUGAUUCAAUACUGUAUUUUAUAUGUAUGGGGUCACACAUAUGUGUACAAACAAUAUUAUCUAUAGAGUAUUAUGUGAUAUUAAGAUACGAAUUAGGAUGAAAAGAUAUGGGAUUUCAAUGACACUCGAAGCGACAAGCACACACGAUUGAGCAGAAAGUGAAGCUUCGUUUGUCAGUGCCCACGUGAUUUAUCCGAAAUGAUUUCGGACGAUCCGGAGGACUCAACGAAUAAAGUAAACAUCUCGGUCACUAUUCGGUCUCAAUUCCUUCACUCAUGAACAGAAAACCAGCAGAAAAACGCCAAGAAAACACUCAAGCGUGAGCACGUGUGUACGUUUACCCGUCUAUGCAGCUCGUGCGGGAGAGGAUGAGGAUGUUCAACAGCAGAGGGCAGUGUCGCACAGGAGACGCAACGAAGUGUUAGUACCUCCCAGUCUCUCCAGUGAUGUUUAUUUCAGGAAACGGGACGGUCAGAAAGCACAACUACAUUCUCGGGUGGUGCACGAGUCGCAGACGCAGGAAAGCAUGCUGAUGUCUGUAUGAUCAGGACAGAAAGAUGGUGUUCGAGUCGGUGGUGGUCGAUGUCUUGAACAGGUUCCUGGGAGAUUAUGUGGUGAACCUUGACUGCUCGCAGCUCAGCCUUGGCAUAUGGGGAGGUGAUGCCAUAUUGAGAAACCUUGAAAUAAAAGAAAAUGCUCUGAGUCAGCUUGACAUUCCUUUUAAAGUCCGGGCAGGACACAUAGGCCGUUUGGAAUUGAAAAUCCCUUGGAAGAAUUUGUACACUCAGUCCGUGGAGGCUACGCUGGAUGAAGUCUACCUGCUCAUCGUACCUACUGCUAGUAUAAAGUAUGAUGCGGAGAAAGAGGAGCGGCAGCUGCAGGAGGCGCGGCAGAGAGAGCUGCAGCGCAUCGAGGAGACCAAACAGAAAGCGGCAGAGAAAGAGAAUCCAAAGGCAGUGAAGCAAGAUACAUUUGCUGAAAAACUGGUCACACAGGUGAUCAAAAACCUGCAAGUGAAAAUCUCCAACAUUCACGUCCGUUACGAGGAUGAUGUCACCAAUCCUAAUUCUCCGUUGUCGUUUGGAGUUUCCCUGCAGAACCUCAGUCUCCAGACAGCUGAUCAGAAUUGGAAGCCCUGUCUGCUGGAUGAGAAAGCCAAACUGUUUUUUAAGCUCGUGCGCUUGGACAAUCUGUUUGCUUAUUGGAACGUGAAUUCAGAGCUCUAUUCCAACCACAAUCCUGAGGAAGCUCUGCGACAACUAAAGCACAGCGUUGCCGUCAAGAACACCAUCCCUCAGGAUUAUCAUUUCAUCUUUCGUCCAAUAUCUGCAAAUGCCAAGCUACGGAUGAAUCCUCGCUCAGAUGUGGAUUUCUCCUCACCGAAAGUGGAUCUAGUGGUCAACCUGCCAGAGGUGGCAGUCGAGCUCAGCCGGCCACAGUAUGUCAGCAUUCUGGAGCUAUUGGGUUCAGUGGAUAUGAUGACCCGGAACCUUCCAUACAGGAAGUUUCGGCCAAAUGUGCCUGUUCACACCAAUGCUCCUCAAUGGUGGCGUUAUGUGAUCACAGGGGUUUUGGAGGUGAACAUCAAGCCCAGCCUUCACAUGUGGUCAUGGAAAAACAUCCGUUGCCAUAGGCAACUCGUGAAAAAGUACAGAGAGCUCUAUAAGAACAAGAUCACCAGCAAGAAACCUGCAGAUGCUCUUCUGAAAAAGCUGGAGGAAACUGAACGAACUCUUGAUAUAUUCAACAUCACGAUGGCAAGGCAGCAGGCCGAGAUGGAGGCUUCAAAAGCAGGACUACGAAUAUAUCGUCCUGGAGUGAAGGUGGAAGAAGAGCAGUCCGAGGGCUGGUUUGGCUGGAUGUGGAGCUGGUCUGGAGACGGCGGUGCACCAAGCAAAGAUGUUAAAACAGGAGGUUUUGAUGAGCUGAUGUCGCCAGCAGAAAAAUCCAAACUAUACGCUGCCAUAGGAUACAGCGAGACAGCCAUCAAUCCCAAUCUGCCCAAAAAUUUUGAGAACAUGAAGAUACAUUUUCAGCUGCUCAACCUGUCGCUGUCUAUCAAAGAGAGCCGUGAGAAGCCAGAGAUUAUCAAACUCUCCGUCAUUGAUCUUAUAGCCAUGUUCACGCAGAGACCUGCCGCUCAAGCAAUAAAGAUCUCUGCCCAGCUGUCAUCGUUUGAAGUGUCCGGUCUUCCUCGAGGCCAGAAGCCCCCCAUUCUAUUGUCACCGCGCCGUGGGGUCGGGGAGAAUAACAAGGCUCUUCUGAAUCUCAUGUUUGAGACCAACCCGCUAGACGGACUCGCAGACCAGAAAAUACGCAUAGAGUCUCAGCCACUUGAGAUAAUCUACGAUGCUAUGACAGUGAACAGUAUGUCAGCUUUCUUCAUGCCUCCAAAAGACCUGCAACUGGAUGAACUGACCAAUGCCACGCUCAUGAAGCUCGAGCAGUUCAGAGACAGGACAUCCACAGGACUUAUGUACAUCAUUGAAACUCAGAAGGUUCUCGAUCUGAACAUCGACCUCAUGGCUUCAUAUGUCAUUGUACCAGAGAACGGCUUUUAUGACCCCAAACACAACCUUGCUAUUCUUGACUUGGGUCAUUUUCAGAUGUCGAGUCAGAGCAAAGCUGGACUGCCUCAGUUGUCUGCGAACAGCAGCACAUUAGAGGACAUCAUGUCCAGAGCGUAUGACAGUUUUGACAUCCAGCUGAGCAGCUUACAGUUCCUCUACACGAAAGCAGGUGGUGACUGGAAGAGAGCUCGUCCGCUGAGGCAGUCGUCAUUUCACAUCCUGGAGCCUGUUGACCUGAAGGUGGUCUUCAGUCGAGCUAUGGUGGUGACAGACUCCAGAAUGCCCAAGUUUAAGAUUUUCGGUGAGCUCCCUCUGCUGUCUCUGCGUAUCUCGGAUGAUAAAGUGCGUGGCGUCCUGGCAUUGCUCAGCAGCAUUCCUCUUCCAGAGAGCCGCCCCGCCCCUCAGACUAAAGCACCACAGGUUACACCCAAGGUGUCCAAGCGAGGGAACACGCCUCAGCUCACCCCUAGAAGACCAGCGAUAGAUGACCUGCGUGCAUCCAUCAUAUAUGGCUCUGAUGAGGAAUUGUUCUUCGACGCCCCCAGUUCACCAGUAGAAGAUUUGCCGUUCUUUGAGGCUUCAUCUGACUACCUGCAGGGGUCGGCCUCUGGAAAGAGACCCUCUAUGGUGCUGAAGGAUCCCAUGAAGAAUAUGACAGAGUUCCUCUUGUUAUUUGAGAUCAAUAAGCUUUCUGUUCAGCUUUGUCGCUUGUCCAAGGCACAGGAAGUGAGCGUUCUCCAUCUGUUCAUUGACGGUUUAGGGACGGAACUGAAACUCCGUACCUUUGAUAUGUCAUCGAACACUUUUCUACGCGAAAUCUGUCUCGAGUGUUCAGAGUACUUGGAUUCUGAGGAAAAGAAGGUUCACCUCAUCACAACGUUCGACAACACUGAAGAGGAUCUCCUCACGCUGGAAUACAUCAAGGCGGACAAAAAUGCCCCUGAUUUCAAAACUGCCUAUGAUAACACAGAGCAACUAAUCAAGGUGAAUUUCUCCUCGCUGGAUAUACACCUGCACACCGAGGCACUUCUCAAUUCAAUGAACUUCCUAAACAACCUCCUGCCACCUCUCAAGAAAGAGACACAAGAGGAGCAGCCUGUCCUUCCAAAGGAGGAAGAGGAGGAGGAAGUAGAGGAGGCUAAAAUAGACGAGUCUGCUGUCACGAAAAAAUCUGCCAAUAAGAAGUCAAAGUAUGAGGAUGUGGUGAAUUUGCACAUCCGAGCAGAUCUAAACUGUUUGAAGGUCUUCAUAAGAGGAGAGAAAGCCAGAAUCUCUGAGAUCUGCAUUGAGGGACUGGUUUCUCAAGUUCAGAUGAUGAAGAAGUCGGUGGAGAUUCUGGCUAACCUGAAGAACAUUGUAAUUCUGGAUUGUGACAAAGAGGCUCUGUACAAAAAGGCAGUGUCCAUUGCAGACAAAGAGGUGUUUGAUUUUCGCAUGGUGAACCAUGUGGACGCAACAGAGGGAGAUGCAUACACGGACAUGCACAUUGUGGAUACUAGUGUAACACUAACUGUGGGCUGCAUACAAGUCAUUUUCCUCAACAAGUUUUUGUCUUCGAUACUGGCAUUCGUUAAUAAUUUUCAAGAGGCCAAAAACGCUUUGGCAGAAGUAACAGCUCAGGCAGCAGAGAAGGCAGCUUCAGGGGUGCUGGAGCUGGCAGAGAGAAGCACACGGAUUUCUCUCUAUGUGGACAUCAAAGCUCCGGUUGUCUUUCUCCCACAAUCCUCUGUUUCACACAAUGUCAUUGUGGCAGAUCUCGGUUUAGUGACUGUUAAGAACCACUUUAAGAUCGUCUCCUCUCCGACACACAAUAAGAUCCCACCUGUGGUAGAUAUCAUGGCUGUGGGGCUGAGUGAUCUUAAAAUGUACAGGACCACAUUCACUGAUGGAAAAUUUAAGGGUGAGAUUCAACUGCUCAAACCAGUUAAUAUGGACCUUUCAAUCAAACGCAAUCUAUCCGCCUCUUGGUAUCAUAGCAUCCCUGACAUACAGAUCAAUGCACAUCUUAAACCAAUGAGUCUGAUCCUGAGUCAGGAGGAUCUGACUAUAGUUUUGAAAACUCUGAGUGAAAAUCUGUCUGAGACUUCAGAUGUUCCUCAAGUUCCAUCAAGCUCUGAGAAAGCAGACACGGUGUCUACCAAAGAUUCUCCGAGCUCUGGGGGGAACACGGUUGUGAUAGCGGCAGUGGUGGAGGGUCAGAAAACAGGCAAACUGAAGAACACUCUGAAAGUGGAUUUCAAGUUUGAUUCCAUGACCUUGGUCCUCUACAGCCCAAAUACCAAUGAGAUCUGCAUGCCAGACUCGCGUGACCAGAGCUUGAGGUUGGCAGAGUUCACGCUGGGCACCAUCUCCACCGCAGUGCACAUGUAUUCUGACAGCUCAAUGAAAGCUUCUAUCAAACUCACGAACUGCCUGCUGGACGAUAAGAGACAGAGAGUGAAAAUGAUCACAUCCAGGAUGAUGGCCAUGCAUCAGGGCAGGGAAGAUAACGUUAUGGUGGACAUAAAGUACAGGCAAGGCCGGGACGGCACCGUUCUGGACACAGUGAUUCAGGACUUUUACCUGUGCGCCAGCAUGGAGUUUCUCCUCACGGUAGCUGAUAUCUUUCUUAAAGCUAUGGCAGAUGGCUUCUCUGGUCCUCCGAAGAGCAAUAAACAGCCAGCCAGUUCUUCUAAAGACACAGCAGUUCCUGCUCAGCCGGUGGUGGCCAAGACUGAGAUGAACGUUGUGGUGAAGAAUCCUGAAAUAAUUUUUGUGGCCGACCUAACACGCGCCGAUGCCCCGGCUCUCGUCGUCACGACGCAGUGCGAGCUGACCAUGAAGAACGAUCCCAGCGGACAGUCCUUGACGGCGGCCGUCUCGGAUCUAAAGGUGGUGGCGUGUCCGUUGAGGGAGAAGCGAGAAAACAACGUGACGACGGUGCUUCAGCCCUGUCAGGUGUUCUUUCAGAGCAACCAAUCACCUAGUCAACCUCAAACCAUCGAACUGUCCAUCAGCUCCCUCACGCUCAAGGUGUCUCCCAUCAUCAUAAACACCGUCAUCACCAUUCAGUCAGCGCUGAGCCCUGCACCCGAGACCCCGGAGGAGCUGGAGAGCCCCGUGCAACACGAUCUGUGGGAACGUCGGAACCUGCGAGACCUGAAGCUCUGGUUCCUGGAGGAGGAAGGAGAGGAAGACACCCAGUCUGUAGUUCCUCUCAUUCCACAGGGAGAAUCUCUCAAAAUGAGCAUCCAGUCCAUCUGUGUAACGCUGGAGGCUGGGGUGGGUCAUCGCACCGUGCCCAUGCUCCUGGCCAAAUCCUCGUUUCACGGAGACGUGAAGAACUGGACUACACUCAUUAACCUCCACUGUCACCUGGACCUGGAGGUUAAUUAUUAUAAUGAGAUGAUGGGUUUAUGGGAGCCACUUUUGGAGCCACUGGAUGAUGAAGCCAAAGAUGGUUUUAGACCCUGGACACUGGCGCUUAAGAUGAAGAAGAAACCAGUAGCGACCUCCGGGGUGUCUGAUGAGGUGGACGGCAGCGUGCCUGAUUAUAAAACCGUAAUCAGCUUUACAAGCAAAGACCAGCUCAACAUCACUCUCUCCAAGUGUGGCCUACACAUGCUCAGUAAUCUGGGGACGGCGUUUGCAGAAGCUGCCAAGCAGACUGCUGGGUGCAUUCAGACCGACCAAGCUCCGUUUGUGGUGAAGAAUCGUUUGGGUUUGGCGGUGUCUGUGCAGCACAGCGAGGUGUUUACACCUAUCGGUAAAGAGUCUAAACAGCGUGUCGUGGAGCUCCAAGAUGGAGAGAAUCUAAAUAUGGACUACACAGCGGAGUCCAGCGACCAGUUCUCUGCCAUGACCAGCCUCAGCACCAAAAACUACAUAAAACCCACUCCUGUUGGCCACACUGCACCGAGUGUCAUCCCACUGAUCAAAACCGGGCAAGGGAUGUACAGCGUCAUGCACUUUGACUCGGGUGUCACACGCUUCUUUGUCUGUCAGAUUUACACCGUGGAGGGCAGCAAAUAUGUCAAGAUCCGCUCUCCAUUCCAGAUCAUCAAUCAUUUCUCAGUGCCGUUCCGGGUUUAUGAGGGUUCUGUGUGUCUGGGCACUUCUCUGCCUAAGGAUGAGUUCUGUGUCCCACUGGGUUCCUACAGAGCAGAGCUUAGCUUGCAGCCUGCACUGGAAGGAGAGGAAGAGUACAACCGCUCGGAGGGCUUCACUUACAAUGAGGUGAUUCAGCAACCCAGAGAGUGUUUGCAGAAAACUUGCUAUCAUCACGAAGACAGGACUCAGAUGAUGAAGGUCAACAUGAUUCCUCUUCCAGACGCUGUGAUGUCACACAGCACCGAGGAGGGGUUUGACAAGCCCUUCGUUCUGCACCUGUGGCCCACCGUCCUCCUCCGCAACCUUCUGCCGUUCCCCAUCACCUUCAACUUAAAGAGUAAUGGAGAUCCCCCCGUUGAACUAAAGGAGGGUCACUCGUCCCAAAUCCAUACGGCCAUCAUGGAUUUUUCCAUUGUGGAGUUGAAGCUCAUUGGAUAUCUGCAGCAGGAUUGGGAAGGCCAGUAUAAUCUCAGCAGUGACCAGGAUGAGAUAAGCUUCAUCAAAUUCCAAUCGCUGCGAUUUGACGAAGAAACGGAAACGAAGGCGGAGCUAGACAUUGCCAUCCAUGUUAAAAAGGAGGAGGGUCAGCUGGUCGUGGCCGUGCACUCGCCCUAUUGGAUGGUGAAUAAGACCGGCAGACUGCUGCAGUAUAAAGCAGACGAUAUUCAUCGCAAACACCCGAAGGACUAUGACAUGCCUCUCCUCUUCUCCUUCAAACCACGCAACUUCCUGCAGAACAACAAGAUUCGUUUAAUGAUUUCGGAAAGCGAGUUAUCAGAUGAUUUCUCCAUUGACACAGUUGGUAGUUACGGUGAUGUUAAAUGCAAAGGAAGGCAGAAGGAUUACAUGGUUGGGGUGAAGAUAGACGCGUCCAGCUUCAGUUUAACACGGCUGGUGACGUUCCUGCCUUUCUAUAUGCUGGUGAACCGAACCAAGCAUGUGAUUCGAGUUUGCGAGGAGGGUCUGGAUCAAUGGACAGAGGCCCGACCCGAACAGGCCGCCGUUCCAUUCUGGCCAGAAAGAGACUCAAAGAGGCUUCAAGUCAAAGUCGAAGGAUCUAAGUCAUCACCACGACCCUUUGACUUCCACCAACCAGAGAACUGCCUCCUGCUGCACCUGGACAAAACUCUGGGCGGUAUUAUCGUUGACGUGAAUUUGACAGAACAUUCGGCUGUGAUACGCUUCUCUGAUUACCAUGACGGCGCGGCUCCGUUUCUCCUCAUCAACCACACAAAAGAGGACACACUGCAGUACCACCAAAGUUGCAGGAAGCAGAAAGAUUCUGCUUGGUCUCCAGAUGAGUUACUGGAUAUCUCUUUAUCAGGGGGGGAUGAGACUCAAUCCCUCUGCUCUCAGACAGAAAUCGAUGAGCUGGGUCCAGGUCAGGCUGUGUACUACACUUGGGCUGAACCCACAGGAUCACGAAUCUUGAGCUGGAAAUGGGGCAAGUACAAAGGAGAACUCAAGAUUGAAGAGGACCAGUUGUUGGACGUGAACAAGGAGGGAAAACUGUUUGUCGUCUCAUUUUAUGAAGGCCUCCAACGCGUGGCGCUUUUUACCACAGAUCGCUGUGUUUACAAGCUAAUUUGCGACAGUGAGAAGAUGGAGGUGCCUCAGCAGGAAAUCAGUAUCUUGUUACAGAACAUCGGCGUGUCACUGGUCAACAACACCUACAGCCAGGAAGUGGCCUUUAUUGGCAUCACUAGUUCUGAUGUGGUAUGGGAGACUAAACUCAAGAAGCGCAGCCGAUGGAAGAUUUUGAGCGGAAAAGAGGCCGCAAGGUUGGAGCACCGCUACCAAGAGUAUAUGGAGACUGGCCCGGUGGAUAGUGCUGUCAUCGACCUAGAGAACGAUUACCAGGUGUUAUUUGCUGCUAAUGGGGUGGCCAUGAGAGUACUGCAGCCCUAUGAUGCUCCUCUCAGGAGGAACUUUCUGCCUGCCCUGAAGGUGGAGUACAGCGUCUCCACCCGCCAGAAAACCUAUAGAGUCCAGAUCAACAGAAUUCAGAUCCAGAAUCAAUUGCCUGGAGCCAUCUUCCCAUAUGUGUACUACCCCAUCAAACCACCAAAGUCGGUUAGGAUGGACUCAGAACCAAAACCGCUGACUGAUGUCAGCAUCAUCACCCGAGCAGCCGGGCACUCGGACAUCCUACGCAUCAAGUAUUUCAAGGUGCUGAUUCAGGAAAUGGACCUACGGAUGGAUCUUGGGUUCCUGUAUGCCAUCCUAGAGCUCUUCACUCCCGAGCACUCCAGUGCUUUCACGUCUGAACAAGAGGUUGAGUUGUUUGACAAGGACAUUGAGUAUCUGAAGACGGAGUUGAAUCAUGUUUCAGCGACAGACACCUCUCCCAUGAGCCUGUACGAGUACUUCCACAUAUCUCCCAUAAAGCUUCAUUUGAGUUUCUCUUUGAGCACCGGAGGUGAAGACAGCAAUAAGAAAGAGAGAGAGACCGAAAUCAUUCCUGUUCAGUCGCUCAAUCUGCUUCUGAAGAGUAUCGGAGCUACGCUCACUGACGCUCAGGACGUCCUCUUCAAACUGGCCUUCUUUGAGCUGACAUACCAGUUCCGUACCACCCAACAGCUGCAGUGGGAGGUGAUCCGUCAUUACUCCAAACAGGCUAUCAAGCAGAUGUACGUUCUUGUUUUGGGUUUAGACGUCCUCGGCAAUCCAUUCGGACUCAUCCGUGGCCUGUCUGAAGGAGUCGAGGCCUUCUUCUAUGAGCCCUACCAGGGGGCUAUCCAGGGCCCAGAGGAGUUUAUGGAAGGGAUGGCGCUUGGUGUGAAAGCUCUGGUUGGAGGGGCUGUGGGCGGCAUUGCGGGAGCAGCGUCUAGGAUCACGGGUGCGAUGGCUAAAGGUGUUGCUGCCAUGACAAUGGAUGAGGAAUAUCAGCAGAAGAGAAGAGAAACUAUGAACAAGCAGCCCAGCGGUCUUCGAGAAGGGCUGGCGCGGGGAGGGAAAGGACUCGUAUCUGGGUUUGUGAGCGGCCUCACCGGAAUUGUGACUAAACCCAUUAAAGGAGCUCAGAAGGAAGGGGCUGCCGGUUUCUUUAAAGGUGUGGGAAAAGGUUUAGUCGGAGCUCUCACCAGACCAACAGGUGGCAUCAUUGACAUGGCCAGCAGCACAUUUCAGGGCAUCAAGAGAGCUGCCGAGACAUCUCAGGAAGUGGAGAGUUUACGCCCACAGCGUUUCAUUCACGAGGAUGGAGUCAUUCGGCCAUAUAAGGAGAGAGAGGGAUUAGGCAGUCAAAUGCUUCAGAGUAUUGAAAACGGACGGUUUGCCAAAUACAGGUACUUUGCUCAUGCUAAAGUGAAUGAGUCCGAUUUCCUGAUGAUUACUAAAAGGGGAAUAUUUUUCGUGACAAAGGGAACGUUUGGUCAGUUGACAUGCGAAUGGCAGUAUCUGUUUGAUGAGUUCACUGAAGAUCCCAUGAUUGUGGAGGGCAGAAGACUUCGCAUUGAAGCAAAGGAAAGAGUGAAAUCUGUGUUUCAUGCCAAAGAGUUUGGAAAGAUCAUCAAUUUCAAAACUCCAGAAUUAGCAAAGUGGGUUCUUGCCAAGCUUGAAGAUGCCAGGGAAAGUCUGCCAAAAUAACCUCCAUCUGUAGAGUUAAAAUGACAAAGACGCUCCUGCGCUCGGCUGUGCCUUUAAUGCUGCGUUUGUAGCAUGCCACUUUACAUUGUACCCACAAUGCAACAGUCUUUCACCGAACUCUGGUAAAAUGACUGUUAGACUGUGCAUCUGUAUAUGCACGUGUGUGGUUUACAUUACAUCCUAUCUUUCCAGAAUCGCUCACUUCGAUUUCAGACAUUUUUUCCCCAGCUCUCAAGUACCUUAUUUGUGUACUGUGAACAGAUGAACUCAUUUCCAUGUUACGUCUUUUACAGCGUUCCUCUAGACACAGAUCAUUGACUGGAUCCAUAACAUCAAUGGCACUUAAUAAAAUGUCUUUAAUUCACAGUAAUCAAGUCAUACAUGAAUGUUUAAUUUUAUAAGCAUAUUAAUGAAGACCAAUACACUGUAUGUAUAGCAUUCGUCUUUGCAAAAUGGGGAACAUGUUUGUGGCAUUAGGAAGAAAUGUCCAGGAAUGUUUAAAAUGUAGGAGAGUGGGGAUAUUUUUUACAUAAUUUUUUUUGCAUGAAAUUUGUCUAUCAAUGUCUAUUUAUUUGAAUUUAAGGCUCUGUCUUAUUAAUUACUGUAGAUUGCCAAGUAAAUACUACGGUGAAGAAUUGCUUGAGUGCUUUAUGCGUCUGUUCAGCCAGUACGGACACAACACACUGCUUAACAAAAGUCAAAACAUGUACAGUACCCAAGCUGGGUUGUUUUUCCAGGUUAACCCAACGACUGGGUUUUCUUAUUCUUCACCCAACAUUGGGUUAAAAAAGUAUACAUUUGCAUUUAAAAAGUGCAUAUUAGUACCUCAGACAGAUGUACAUAUUGGUACCAAAUGUAUACAUAUCUGUACCCAAAUUGUACAUAUUAGGACCUUUUUGAGGGCUACCACCCCAGUGAUGGCUUGGCUUGGCUGCUUUGACUUUUUUUUACAGUGCAAAGAAUUCAUGAACUAAAUAUGCAACUAUCUUUCAAAAUAAAAAAUAUUUAUCAAUAAAAAUCAAAUCGACAUGAAAUCAGAAUGCACCCUAUUCACUGCAUGUUAUUGCACUGAUAAACUUUGUCUUAGUUAUCUGUAAUUGGCAUUUAGUUCUGAAGAUUUCAGUAUGUCACUUACUAGUCAAACAUCUGUUGUUACUAUUAACAUCAAAUAACUGUUUAAGGUAAUACAGCAUUACAAAAAUCUUCUUAUUAGAGAGGUCAUUUAAUGGCGUUAAAGGUGCAGUAUGCGAUUUCUUAAAAACACGGUUGAUAUUUUAAAUCAACACCAAAACACACAUCGCUAUCUACAGUAUAUUUACCUUUCAAAAAAAAAAAUCUUUGGGUUUUGAUUUCAAUUUUCAGCAGGCUUUGGCAGAAAUUGUGUACUGUGCCUUUAUAAUCAACAUAUUCAUGGUUACUGCAGUAAUGGCGAAUAUACAGCAAUGCACUUUAAAAAGAGGCACUUACAUUGGCAUGCGACAAAAUUAUUUGGUUACAGGAUUUUAAUUUGGCUUCCAUGUAUUAAGUCCUCUCACUUUCUACCAGAGACAGACUCAAAAAAUGUAUCCUCGUAAAAAAAAAAUCCUUGCCACAGGUGACUGCUCUUUCAUUAAGAUAUUGAAAGCUCACUUUUCACAAUUCUACUGAUCAUCCAGUCCUAUAGAACAUUUUUUAUUUUGUUUGUUAUAGACCACUUCGCAAGAUGUAAACACUGGUCCAGAUUAGAAGCACUUCUGGUUUCAUUUUUAUGUAUUUUAUUUUGAAAUGUGAAAUUUAUAAUUCAAUCUUAGUUUGUUAUUUGAUAUUUAUUGUUAUUUCAAUAUUUUGAUUCAGGAUAGUGUGGGGUGAAGAUAGUAGGAUUGGUAAAGGACCCUCCGAGAGGGAAAUCAAAUUGGAUUUGUCUCCAUUUUUAACAUUAAAAAUGUUCUGUUGUCUGUAUUUUGUUCAAACUUUUGUGCAGUGUUUAAAACUGAGGUCAGAGUUGCUUACAUUUUCCAAAGUGGUCUAUACUGCAUUUGAGUCUGAAAUAUGUUAUAUAGAAUUAGGGUAUACAUAUUGUAUAAUUGACAUCUUUUUAACCAUAUGUAAUAAAUGUAUUUUGUAA
Molecule: messenger RNA, 13937 nt
Organism: Triplophysa dalaica
Lineage: Eukaryota; Metazoa; Chordata; Actinopteri; Cypriniformes; Nemacheilidae
Gene: vps13a
Product: vacuolar protein sorting 13 homolog A
Biological process (GO): protein retention in Golgi apparatus; autophagy; protein targeting to vacuole
Cellular component (GO): extrinsic component of membrane
Source: RefSeq, a predicted model, not a curated record